Messenger RNA from Quercus lobata, 375 nucleotides. RefSeq lists its product as uncharacterized. The record is from RefSeq and is a predicted model, not a curated record. The coding region runs from base 1 to 375 and encodes 124 amino acids. Gene Ontology annotation, molecular function: RNA-DNA hybrid ribonuclease activity; nucleic acid binding. The transcript has a single exon. Lineage: Eukaryota; Viridiplantae; Streptophyta; Magnoliopsida; Fagales; Fagaceae.
AUGGGGAGUCCACUGAGAGGUCGCCUUCUGCAACCACAAGCGGUCUGGACACCUCCAUCGGCCUUAUGCUUCAAAAUUAAUUUCGACAGUGCUACGUUUGAGAAAAAAGGCAAGGCUGGUCUAGGUGUGGUAAUCCAAAAUGGUGUUGGACAGGUUAUGGCAUUGCUCUCUCAGCUGAUACCAUUGCCUCACUCUGUCAUUGAGGUAGAAGCAUUGGUUGCACAACAAGGAGUGGAACUUGCACUAGAAUUGGGCUUCUAUAAUAUUGAUCUUGAGGGAGACUCGGCUGGCUUAAUCAGUUCUCUCAAUGAUGGUUAUGGGACUCUAGCUCAAUAUGGUCGCAUUAUAACAUAUAUUCAUUACCUUGCCUCAUAG